CAACUCUCUCUGUCUCUCUCAUUUUGUGUCUUCAUUGAGGCUGCUGGGUCUUCUUGCUGCGUCAAACCCUGUAAAAGGAUGCGGAGAAAGGUAAGCUAGAGAGCUGCGGGGGCUUCUUCUUGCAUCAAACUCUUCAAAGAUGCAGAGCCAAAUAACAUAGCGAAAGAGAGGGAAAGAAAGAGCAGAAAUGGUUUCUGUACUACUAACUUCGACGUCGUUCUCUCUUUUCUUCAGUUUCUUGCUCUACACCACACUUUCGUCGAAUGUGAAAUCAGGUGGAGUUUGUAUUUCCCCUGGUGGACGUUUCCCUCCAUUCCCAUUUGAAGGGCAUCCUCCCAGAAAAGCUACAAAGGGACCUAAAGAUUUGACCCUUUGCCGUGUUUUCCGGAAAAGAACAUGCUGUGAUAUAACACAGACGUAUCCCGCCUUGGUGUCCCUCAGAAAACUUGCCUCUUUGGGGGAAGCCAGUGAAGAAUGCUUGCAUUUAUGGGAGCUUUUAGAAUGCUCAAUAUGUGAUCCACAUGUUGGUGUUCGACAAGGACCACCAGUCAUAUGUGCAUCUCUUUGCGACGCAGUUUUCCAGUCUUGCUCAAAUGCCUAUUUUGCUUUUGAUGGAAAGACCCAGGUCCUAUCACCAUGUGGAUCAAGGGACAUUCUUUGCAGUAAAGCAUCUGAAUUUAUUUCAAACGGUUCAGAUCUUUGCCGCCUUGCAGGUUUCUCUGUAAAACAGUCUACCAAUGCAUACCAUAUAACUGAAGAUUCAUUCUGUUAUGGUGGGAAGGCCACGUUUGACUCAACUUCAGAUUCUUGGAGGCAUUCAGAGUCUGAAUCAUCAGAAGAAGCUCAAAAUUUCGGCAUGUUGACUGAUUUUCUUCAGUGGACAAGCCAAAUGUCCUAUAGUGAGAGAGUUUCUUGGGCAGUUGGAGGAUUGGUCCUUACUGCUGGUCUCUUCUUCUUCAGUAAAAGGAAAGGAUACAAUCAUCGACUGAAGCAAGUUGCAAUUCAACGAGCAACUCAGAAGAUCAGAAGAGAAGCAGCUAGGCGGUAGUGGUCUGCAGGUGUGAAGGGAUAUAUCAGGUCCUGUCAUUGUGCAUAAAGCAGUCCCUGUAUUCCUUUCUCCUGCUUAACAUGUGCUUCCCGUGGUUCUGCGCUUAUGCGUGGUCUUUCUACGUCUGGGUCUUGCUCACUUGUCUGUUAACUUUAUUUUGAACUGAAUAUUAAAAUGUAUUCUGCUUAGUUUUUUUGUGUUUUAGAUAAAGGUAAUUAUCUUGUUCUUUA
Molecule: messenger RNA, 1278 nt
Organism: Nymphaea colorata (pocket water lily)
Lineage: Eukaryota; Viridiplantae; Streptophyta; Magnoliopsida; Nymphaeales; Nymphaeaceae
Exons: 4
Coding region: 188-1048 (286 amino acids)
Source: RefSeq, a predicted model, not a curated record